AUGGUUGCUUCGGUCUCCGGUGCCAGUCGCACGAUUAUCGCUCUUUGCUCCCUUAUCGCUGCCCAGGGUGGUUUGGCCGCUGCUGGUGGCGGUGCUGUUGUCGGUGGUGCUUCCCAGGCUGACAUCGGUUCGUGCCUCGACAAGGCUGGCGUUGAAACCUCGCUGCCCACCACUUCCACCUGGGCCGUUGACACUGAGGCCUGGAACUCGCGUGUGAGCCCCGUGCCUUCUGUUGUCGCUUUCCCUAAGACGGAGGAGGAGGUUUCGGCCACACUGAAAUGCGCUGCGAAGGCUGGUGUUAAGGUGACUACGCUAGGUGGCAACCGUUCAUUCUCGAGUAUGGGCUUUGGUCGUGACGAUGGCGCCCUUGUUGUUAACCUGAAAUACUUGAAGCACCUUGAGUAUGACGAGAAAACCGGGCUGCUGUCAUACGGUGGCCCCGUUAUGAUCUCGGAGGCUGCCAACUACAUGUGGAGCAACUUCAGCCGCACGCUUCCUCACGGCCGUUGCCCCGAUGUCGGUAUGACUGGUGUGGCUGCUUCGGGUUUCGGUACUCUGUCUCGUUCUAGCGGCACUGUGCUGGACAACAUUGAGUCCGUCCGUGUGGCUCUUGCCAACGGCUCCAUCGUGGACGCCGACGCCAAGCAGAACUCGGAUCUGUUCUGGGGUGUGCGUGGUGCCGCCAGCUCGAUGGGUGUGGUGCUUGACUUCAAGAUCAAGACGUACGAGCCUCCUUCGGAGCGUGUGACGAACUACACUAUCGAGUUCAACUCGAGCUACAAGCCGACUCAACAGGACAACGUUGACGCGCUUGUCGGCACCCAGGAAUGGGCUCUAAGCAAGGACAACAACGACCUGGUGUCUAUCCGUUUCGGCAUUAAAACCUCGUCUGAACUGAAGGGUUUCUUCUACGGCGGUGGCGCUGAGGCUAAGACCGUGCUGGGCUCCCUCAUGAAGUACUUGCCUCCUAACAUGAUGCUCAAGACCGACGAGAACGACUUCUGGGCUUCUGAGGACAUCACAACUCCUGGUCUCUUCAAGGAGACACUUACUCCCCGUCGUUACUUCUACAUCACAUCGGUGACGCUGCCCAGCUCGUCCCCGCUUGACAACACUACGGCCUGGGAGCUGUUCACUAACACCGCCUACGCCCCUAAGCUUCCGGACGCCAAGGCUUCUGGCUUCGUCGACAUCUGGGGUGGCAAGUACGCCAAGGGUGUGAAGGCUGACGCCUCGGCAUGGAAGCACGAUGACAACCUGCACCUGGUUCGUUGGGACAUGCGCUCGUCUGAAUUCAACGUCUCGUUCGCCGACAGCACGUUGACCACCAUGCGUGAUGGUUUCUAUAAGUUCGUGGACGCUUACAAGGCCUCGGGUGGUGUGCCCGGUGGCUUCACGACGUACCGUGACGAGAAGUGGACGGUGCCGGAGAUGGCUGAGUUCCUGUACGGCGGCGGUAACUUCAAGAAGCUGCAGAAGAUCAAGACGGCGUAUGACCCGAACGAGAUGUUCAACACGGACCCUCAGGCCAUCCCUGCUCUGGCUGCUUAG
Molecule: messenger RNA, 1551 nt
Organism: Phytophthora nicotianae INRA-310
Lineage: Eukaryota; Oomycota; Peronosporomycetes; Peronosporales; Peronosporaceae
Exons: 1
Coding region: 1-1551 (516 amino acids)
Molecular function (GO): FAD binding; oxidoreductase activity
Source: RefSeq, a predicted model, not a curated record